Messenger RNA from Physella acuta, 1168 nucleotides. Its product is annotated as nucleoside diphosphate kinase homolog 5-like. Lineage: Eukaryota; Metazoa; Mollusca; Gastropoda; Physidae. Gene Ontology annotation, cellular component: cilium. Gene Ontology annotation, molecular function: nucleoside diphosphate kinase activity. Gene Ontology annotation, biological process: negative regulation of oxidative stress-induced intrinsic apoptotic signaling pathway; GTP biosynthetic process; UTP biosynthetic process. The record is from RefSeq and is a predicted model, not a curated record.
AGAAUGUCAUCGUCGCCUAGCAACUCAAUGUAGAUUGUUGUUCUUUAAUUUUAUAGAAGUAAGUGGUCUUCUUAUAACAUCGAAAAUGACCGCAGGGGCGAAUGAGCAGAUCAUAAUGGAAAAACCACAGAUAUAUGUUGAAAGGACACUCGCCAUUAUUAAACCUGAUGCCAUCCAGAAAGCUGAAGAGAUUGAAGAUAUAAUUCUUAGAGCUGGAUUUGCUGUUUUACAGAAAAGAAGAGUUCACUUAACACCAGAACAGGCUAGUGAUUUUUAUGCAGAACAUUAUGGAAAAUUAUUUUUCCCAAGCUUGGUAGCGUACAUGAGCAGUGGUCCCAUUGUAGCUUUAAUGCUUGCUCGAGACCAAGCUAUUUCAUACUGGAGAGAACUGAUAGGCCCAACCAAUGCUCUUAAAGCCAAGCAAACACAUCCAGAAUGCUUACGAGCAAUCUACGGCACCGAUGAUCAAAGAAAUGCAUUGCAUGGCAGUGACAGUUUUAGCAGUUCACAAAGAGAGCUCAGAUUUUUUUUCCCUGGUUGUAUUAUAGAGCCUGUUGCCACUGGACAAGCUGCUAAAGACUAUCUCUCUAAGGCGGUCAACCCCACACUUCUGAAAGGACUCACAGCAUUGGCUAAGGAAAAGCCAUCAGACCCUGUGCUAUGGCUGGCAGACUGGUUACUGGAAAAUAAUCCUAACAAGCCAAAAGUCAGGGACUAAGCAUGAAAAACUUGCCAAAUAAAAAAUAAUCAUUAGCCUUCUAAACAUCAGCUGAUACAUCAUACAGCACAAUUUAGAAAACAUAACAAUAUAGAAACAAUCUCUUGACUUAACAUCUAGAAAAAUCUAAUAAAAACAUCACCACGAAAAAACAAACAUUUAUCAGCCUUCAGACAAUGGUCAUCUAAUAUUUAACAUCUAAAAUGCUAUUGUGUUUUAAAACAGUCUUGAUGCUUAAAUAAAAGAAUGUAAUGCUGAAAUACUUUUUAUGUAUAACUUGGUUGUUAAUACAAUUUAUGUGAUUCUUAAAAGUUUCCUAUCAAAAAACCUACCAAUUAUUUGUGUAAAAAAAUUGUGGAUUUAUUUAGUUAAUUUAGUGUGUUUUGAUGGCACUGUUAUGUAUAAAUUUAUAUGCCCAUGUCAAUAAAUAUACCCAUUGUAACAAAAAAA